Molecule: messenger RNA, 1151 nt
Organism: Manduca sexta (tobacco hornworm)
Lineage: Eukaryota; Metazoa; Arthropoda; Insecta; Lepidoptera; Sphingidae
Product: microvitellogenin-like
Exons: 2
Coding region: 318-1088 (256 amino acids)
Cellular component (GO): extracellular region
Source: RefSeq, a predicted model, not a curated record
AGACAUUAAUUAGUGGUCAGUUUGACUACUGCUUUGCGUGGGAGAUUGUUAAUAAUUUCUCCUGUAAUCAGCCCAUAACCAAGAGAUUUCUUUUAUAUACACUGAAUGAAGCUCAUUUUUUUCAAUAAUUAGUUACAAUUUGUACACAUACAUCGAAAAUUACGAUUUCAUUAUCUAGGCAUGUAUUCAUAGAUUGUGUUACAAUUGUAAUUUUUUAGGUAUUGAUAAUCUAUUGACCUCUGAAAUGAAUAUAAAAGAGCUGAGCAUGUAGUACGUUCGGUGUCAUUCUACGCUCGGAGGAUUCUGGGAUCACCACAAUGCUACGUUUAACGCUUCUACUAACGCUCGCGGCACUCGCGUGCCACGCCGCUCCUAGAUCUGAUGACGAAGCUGCCGAACAUCUAUACAGAAGUGUGAUCAUCGCCGACUACGAGACAGCUCUUUCACAGAGUAAAGAACUCGAGAAAGAGCGUAGAGGCAACGUCAUCUCAAAAACUGUUGACAAACUGCUCGACCAGGACAAACAGAAGGUUAUAUAUUACGCGUAUUAUCUGUGGAACCACAACGCCCAAGAAAUCGUCAAGAAUGACUUCCCGAUCCAAUUCAGGAUUAUCUUUGGCCAGCUUACCGCCAAGGUCAUCAACAAGAAAUUUGGCAUGAAGCUCAAAGUAGGACUCAAGACUGAUUCCGACGGCGACAGGACCGUGUAUAGCGUCAGCACUGAAAAUGACAUUGGCGAGAGGGCAAGCUGGGAAUUCAAAUUUCACGAGGCGUCAGACAAGAAGGUCUACUUUAAAAUCUACAACCCUCACGCUAACCAAUUUCUGAAAAUCGGAACUUAUAGUGAUGGUUACCAAGACCACCUGAUUUACACUUCUACGAAUUCUGACACUUUUAGACACCAGUGGUACCUUCAACCAGUUGUGGUCAAUAAGGAGAUCUUGUUCUACAUCAUCAACCGGGAAAAUAGUGAUCUGCUGAAGCUGGCCCAAUCACCAGACUCGGAUGGUGACCGCCAGGCGUACACGCAUGGCGAAGAUUCGUCUGGCGCUCCUGAACGUUUCGGAUGGAAGAUUGAACGUGAUUAAACAAUAAUGAAAUAAUGAUUUUGGAGACAUUUUUACUAAAAUAAACAUGUGAUUCAAGCAUUA